AUGGAAACCAGUGUUAUUUCACGUCAACUAUCAAAAAUAAAUGAAAGACACUCACAAGAACAAUCAUUAGGAAGUUACAUUGCAAAUGAACUCAAAUUCGAAUCACUGUUACAGCUUUUGUCCGGAGCGAAUGAUGAGAAUAGACCAGCAAUUUAUUCUUCUGCUCUGAGUGUUCUUUAUACACACAAAGAAGUUAAAAAUGUCAUUAAAAAUCAGUUUAAUUUAUAUGAAUUCAAUCUCCAGUGUAACGAUCGUGUAGGUAUUCUUCUACCGAAUGGCGCAGAAUUUGGUCUCUGUAUUUUGGCAACAUGUUGUUACUGCACCUGUGUACCGAUGAAUUCGUCAAGUACAAUCGAUGAAAUUAAAAAUGACAUAAAAGUACUGCAAAUUAAAGCUUUGGUUAUUGAUACUAAUAUUGUCGAUGCUGAACAACUGAAAGCAACGACAUUACUACUGAAAUUAAAUAGAACAGCAGAGACAUUUAAAUUGGAAACCAUCUCAGAUUCAGGUGCGGUAGAAUGUCGUGUUAAUAAAAGUGCGUUAAAUAGUUCAGAGGAUACUUGUCUUCUUCUACAAACAUCUGGCACAACUGGUCAAAAGAAAACCGUUCCAUACAAAUUAAAGACAUUUAUUAUUAGCACCCUAUGUGUUGCAUUUUCAUGGCGGUUAACUCCAACGGAUUGUAAUUUGAAUAUGAUGCCUCUGUUUCAUGUCGGCGGUAUUGUACGAAACCUAUUUGCACCACUGCUAACAGGCGGCAGUGUUAUUCUUUGUGAAGGAUUUGAUCCAAAUGUAUUUUGGGAUAUAUUAGAAACUACUCAAUGUCCCGCAACAUGGUACUAUGCAGCACCUACAAUACACUGGGCUAUAUUACAAACAAAUAAAUGCGGAAACUUCGGAUUUAAAUCCGAGAGUUAUGUGUACUUCAAAAAGUGGAUCAUACGAAUCAGUCAUCCUAGAAUGUCUGAACAUCAAAAUUAUACUGGGAAAACUAGCAUUUCAAAUUUUGAUUUUCAUUGCGCGUUGCCAAACCAAUAG
Molecule: messenger RNA, 1038 nt
Organism: Rotaria sp. Silwood2
Lineage: Eukaryota; Metazoa; Rotifera; Eurotatoria; Philodinida; Philodinidae
Source: the annotation of a GenBank genome assembly